Mollisia scopiformis is the source of this 862-nucleotide messenger RNA. RefSeq lists its product as uncharacterized. The coding region runs from base 211 to 711 and encodes 166 amino acids. The record is from RefSeq and is a predicted model, not a curated record. Lineage: Eukaryota; Fungi; Ascomycota; Leotiomycetes; Helotiales; Mollisiaceae. The transcript is spliced from 3 exons.
UGUGCCACAGACAAUUCCCAAGCGAAUCAACCCCUGAACUUAUGAUCAUUAAAUAAGCGAAACCUGAUCUUGAUUCCGUGCGGAGUUGUAUAUAAUCAAGCAACGAUCGUGGACAUAUUCUCCGUUCUUCAUAUCUUGAGUUACAUCGCGUCUACCCAGCCACAAAUCCAAAACGCACUUUACACCCCCAAAUACCAAAAUAAUAUCAUAAUGGCAGGGCUACUCGGCGGCGGUGGCGGUGGAGGCAACGGAAACAAGGGUUUGGUUGGCGGACUGUUAGGCACAGUUGAUGAUACUACCAAGGGGCUUCCCAUCGUCGGUGGAAUCACAUCACCGCUCUUGCAAACUGUAGGAGGCGUGGCUGACGGACUUCCGAUCGUCGGAUCUGGAGGCGGACUCGGUGGUCAACAAGCUCCACAACAAAAACUCAAUGCAUGGGGAGAGCCGAUCAAGACAGGUACCGCGGCCUCUUAUCAACCUGCCCCAGCACAGACAUAUGUACCACAAGCUUCGACAGCAAAGCCUGCUGUGAAGAAGACUGUGCCAAAGAAAGUUGCCGCACCGAAGGCUACACCAAAAGCUGCCACUUCAGCACCGAAGGCUGCAGCGUCGACCACAAAGACCUUGACACCAGCAGAGAAGAAGAAGAGAUUGCUUGAGAUCAAGAAGCAGCAGCUUGCUCUUGAGGCUGCUGAACUGGAGGAUGACUGAAGAAGUCAAACUCUUUAGACCUAGAAGUAUGAGUGUAAGAUAUAUGCAUGGAUUGUGAGCUUUUUUCGGGAGGGGAUAUGUAUUCUUACUUGCCUUCAUUGUAUAGCAAAAUUGUUUCUUUGACUAGCUGCAUCAUCACAGCGUUGACCUU